UGACGUUUCGAACUGACGUGGUGUUGUUGAGCUGUCGGAAAAAAAACACCUUUCUUUUUACAACACGGACUGGGUGUUUAACCAAUAAUUUUAUUGUUACUUUAAAAUCGACACAAAUUUACAAAAUGCUAGACGUACUAUUCGAUGAUGUAAAGCGCAUGAACAAGAGACAGUUUAUCUACCAAGUCCUCAGCUUUGGUAUGAUAGUGUCGUCGGCUCUGAUGAUAUGGAAGGGCCUGAUGGUGGUCACGGGCAGCGAGAGUCCUAUAGUGGUGGUGCUCUCUGGCAGUAUGGAACCUGCGUUUCACAGAGGAGAUUUGUUGUUCUUGACCAACUACCCCGAUGAGCCUGUGCGCGUUGGUGAGAUCGUGGUGUUCAAAGUGGAGGGACGCGACAUACCAAUUGUUCACAGAGUAUUGAAGCUGCAUGAAAAGAACAAUGGGACAGUGAAAUUUUUAACCAAAGGAGAUAACAAUAGUGUAGAUGACAGAGGUUUAUAUGCACAAGGACAACUCUGGCUCACCAAAAAGGAUGUGGUGGGACGAACUCGAGGGUUCCUGCCUUAUGUAGGAAUGGUCACAAUUUAUAUGAAUGAAUAUCCUAAAUUUAAGUUUGCUGUGCUGGGAUGUUUAGCUAUCUAUGUACUAGUUCAUAGAGAAUAGAAAAUGAUCUGAUGAUAAAUGCGGAGAUAAUGAAGUCCUAGAUGUCUGUGUUUUAACAAUGUUGCAAAUGUAAUGAAUUCUAGGUUUAUUCAUUGAUGAUAGCAAAAACCACACAAAACUAUUUACAAUGCAAUCAAAAUAGACUUUUUUUAAUUGGGGUAUUUUAAGGACUGGUUAAAGCUGUAUCAAAAUCUGUACAGUUUAUUCUGACUGUUGAGUUUAUUCCAAAGAAACUUGUGGCAGGAAAUAUUAUCUUAAUAAAGAUUAGUAUAAAUAAGAGAAGUGUCAAUGAUAUGUAACAAUAAUA
This is a messenger RNA of Bicyclus anynana (squinting bush brown), 969 nucleotides long. RefSeq names its product signal peptidase complex catalytic subunit SEC11A (gene twr). Gene Ontology annotation, molecular function: serine-type endopeptidase activity. The record is from RefSeq and is a predicted model, not a curated record. NCBI's taxonomy places the organism in Eukaryota, Metazoa, Arthropoda, Insecta, Lepidoptera, Nymphalidae. The transcript is spliced from 4 exons. Gene Ontology annotation, cellular component: membrane; signal peptidase complex. Bases 126 to 662 code for a protein of 178 amino acids.